Messenger RNA from Dermatophagoides farinae (American house dust mite), 2211 nucleotides. Its product is annotated as actin-binding protein IPP-like. Lineage: Eukaryota; Metazoa; Arthropoda; Arachnida; Sarcoptiformes; Pyroglyphidae. Gene Ontology annotation, molecular function: protein binding. The record is from RefSeq and is a predicted model, not a curated record.
CAAAACUGCUCAUUUAAAUGAAUGAUUGAUUGAUGAUGUGAUUUGAUUUGAUUUUUUUUUUGAAUUCUUCAAUUAUUGACGAAUAAAUCACUGCUGCUGCUACUUGCUAUCGAUCAUGUCUCAUCAUAAACAAUCAUCAUCCAGAUUUUUUCCAAACACCUUCUGUAAACAAGCUGAGAAUAUUAAGAUUCUCAAAGAUAUGAGUCUGAAUAAAAUGACGUUAGCAUUGAAUCAAUAUCGUAAAGAUUUAAUGUUCUGUGAUUUUGAACUACGAAUAUUGUCCAAAGUAUUUCCCGUACAUAAACUAGUAUUGGCUUCGGCAAGUCCAUAUUUCGAAACAUUAUUCCGUAAUUCCGGUUGUUUUAUUGAAAAUUCCAAUAAUUAUGUUGAUAUUAAAGAAGUGGAUAAUCCUGAAAUAAUGGAAACAGUGUUAAACUAUAUUUACACUGGCGAUAUUGAAAUUGAUUCACAUAAUGUACAAGAAAUUGUUCAUGUUUCAAGUAUAUUGCAAUUGACUGAUUUGAUUAAUUAUUGUGCAAAAUUUCUUGAACAUAAUCUACAGACAUUCAAUUGUAUUGGUAUACUUUGUUUUUCCGAUUCUUAUGGACUAUCCUCAUUAUGUUUUGAAGCCAAAUGUUUUAUCGAAAAUAAUUUUGCUGAAAUUAUCAAAGAAGAUGAAUUUUUUGAACUGCCAGCAAAUCUAUUCAAAUCAUUUUUGAAAAGUGAAAAUUUAAGCAUCAUUUCAGAAUAUCAAGUGUUGAUGGGCACUAUUGAAUGGAUACUACAUAAACCACAAGAACGGCUACAAUAUCUUAAUGAAUUCAUCGACAUUAUAAGAAUGCCCAUCAUUUCUCAUAGUUCGAUUGAAACUUUGAUUGAAAAAUGUGAUCAUCCAGUCGUUGCCGAAACGCUUCGCUGUUAUAUGAGCAAUGAAGAACGAUGUUUACCUGAUACGAAUUUCGGUGGAUAUAGUUCAGUACGAUGUAAACCACGUAUGGCUUCAAGACGAUCAAUUUAUCUAUUCGGAGGACAAGGCUCGAUGAAUACUUCUCGUAAUUGGAAUAGUUUUCACACUUUGUGUCUGGUUGAGAAAUACAAUUUUUAUACGGCUACCUGGGAUAUGGUAAAAUCAUUAAUGUAUCCUCGUAGUGGUCAUUGUGUUGUUCAAUUACAUAAUAAAUUAUUUGUCAUUGGUGGAACUUGUGAUUCACUCAUCCUUGAUGCAAUGGAAAUCUAUGAUCCAACCAGAGAUGAAUCAUCAAUGGGACCACGUAUGAACAUACCACGGUCGGCAUUCGGUGCCUGUUCAUUUUCCGAUUCAUAUAUUUAUGUAUUCGGUGGUCUUGGUGGCGGUGGUAGUUUCAUCGAAGAAUUCAAUCCAUUCACUAAUCAUUGGAACGUUUAUGAUCAAAUGCCAUCAUAUCGUUAUGGUAUGCAAGUGAUCGAACAUGAUGGCCUCAUCUAUAUAAUUGGCGGUGUGAAUUCGCAUGAAAUGAUCACCAAUACAGUAAUGUCAUAUGAUCCAGAGACGAAAAAAUUUUUCGAAUUAGCACCAUUGAAUCAGGCACGAGAAUCAUUCGCUGCCUGUGUUCAUAAUGGUAACUAUAUCUAUGUGAUUGGAGGGAGAGGACCUAAUAAUCAAGUUCUCAAUUCGGUUGAACAAUACAACAUUAAUGAAGAUAAAUGGUCAUAUGUAACCGAGUUGCCUGCAGCCAAAUCGAAUCUUUGUGCAGCCACUAUUAAUAAUCUCAUCUAUGUUUAUGGUGGUCAAGGACCAUUAACGAAUCCUCAGAAUUGUCGACUAGGUAAAAAAGUCUAUUUCUAUGAUCCGGAAGUGAAUCAAUGGCUGACGAGUAAACCGAUGACACAAGGACGUUUAGAUGCUGCCGUUAUUGUUGUUUGAUUUGUUUGAUAUAUAUGAAUUUGUAAUUUGUUUUUUUUUUUUUUCAAACUAUCAAUAAUCAAUAAUGAAAAUGUUUGGCCAAUUUAAUAUAAUCAAUGAUUUUGAUGAUUAUUAUAUUGUUAUAUAAUUGGAUCCUUGGAUUCAGGCAAUACACACCCUAUCGUGAUUGAUUUGGAUAGAAAUAGCUGAAUGGAAAAGAAAUAUUAUCAGCCGAUCUGAGUCUGCAGAGUCUCGUGUAUAAUGCGAAUUUUGCAGUUUUGGAUUCUUAUUAUUUUUAUCAUUUAAAAAAUUUGUUUAUUUUAUCUCUU